UCCUCUAUAUAAAGGGUACCAAUUGCCUCUAAGAAAAUACAACAAACCAAUCCACAACAUUAUAUAUCUACAUUUCAAUACUUACAUUAGUAUUAAGUUAACGAUCUAACACCACCGUACACCACCUUUCUAGCUAUUAAAAGCUUACACGAUGAACAACCUUUCUUAUUUCGUCGUCUUUUGUCUCUUAGCCACUCUAUCUCAUGCCAUAGAGAUCGACUUUUGUGUCGGGGAUCCUAGUCUUCCGAGAGGACCUCAAGGAUAUGGUUGCAAAGAUCCUGCUAAAGUCACAACUGAUGAUUUUGUUUACACAGGUUUUCGUGGUGAAAAAACUCCUAACAAUGUUUUUGGAAACAAUGUAACAUUAGCAUUUUCAGAUGUGUUCCCAGCCUUUAAUGGUUUAGGCAUAUCUAUGGCCAGGUUAGACUUCGCCGUAGGAGGAGUAAUUCCAGUACACUCCCAUCGUACGUCAGAAGUUCUUAUUUUGGUUAAAGGUUCAAUCAUUGCUGGAUUUAUUGAUACCAACAACACCGCAUACUAUAAAAGAUUAGAGGUUGGUGAUGUAAUGGUGUUUCCACAAGCCAUGCUUCACUUCCAAAUCAACGUUGGCAAAACUCCGGCUACUGCAUUUGUUAGUUUGAAUGGAGCAAACCCUGCACUACAACUCACUCCCACCGCCUUAUUUGCUGGGAACUUACCUGCUGACAUUGCCCAGAAAAUCACACUUUUGAGUCAAAAGGAAGUUAUGCGGAUGAAGCGACUAUUCGGCACUGCUUAACAAAAUUCCUUUGCAAAAUUAUUCUAAAUUCCAACAUAAUAAAUUAUGAAAGUUUGUAAUAAAUUUUUUUUAUGUAUAAUUAUUUUAUGUCCUUUGUAUUCCUUCAUUUUUUUGUGUUAAUUACUUGUAUUUUUGCUAUUUAUUUUAAGUUGAACAAUAUGAUGCGUAGUAUUGAUGUAUUCUUACAUAAUUGUAUUAAUAUAUAGCUACAGGUAAUAUUAUGCUUUCAUCAACA
Molecule: messenger RNA, 1013 nt
Organism: Chenopodium quinoa (quinoa)
Lineage: Eukaryota; Viridiplantae; Streptophyta; Magnoliopsida; Caryophyllales; Amaranthaceae
Product: germin-like protein subfamily 3 member 3
Exons: 1
Coding region: 152-778 (208 amino acids)
Cellular component (GO): cell wall
Molecular function (GO): manganese ion binding
Source: RefSeq, a predicted model, not a curated record